Messenger RNA from Raphanus sativus (radish), 2428 nucleotides. Its product is annotated as auxin response factor 18. Lineage: Eukaryota; Viridiplantae; Streptophyta; Magnoliopsida; Brassicales; Brassicaceae. The transcript has 12 exons. Gene Ontology annotation, biological process: regulation of DNA-templated transcription; response to hormone. Gene Ontology annotation, cellular component: nucleus. The record is from RefSeq and is a predicted model, not a curated record. Gene Ontology annotation, molecular function: DNA binding; protein binding. Bases 533 to 2263 code for a protein of 576 amino acids.
AGGUACGCAGAAUCUUAACUAAUAGAAAGAAGUAUAUAUUUAUUUAUAUAUAUAGAUAUACUCGCAUAUACAUACGAGAGUGUGAAUCUUUUGCAUGAUACCGUGAGACUUCUUCAACAACAAAAAAAAGGAAGCAGCUUUGGUUUGCUGCAGAUCGGGGUUAGGUAAGGGAGAAGUAAGCAAAGGUGGAAGAAAAACGGCGAGGAGUUUGUGAUUGCUGAGGCAAAACAACACGGAAUCUGAGAGGAUCGGUUUCGUGGCUGAAACUUGAAAGCAAAAGGAGAGAGAUUAAAUAUCUAACAGUGUCUGAAUGAUUUUCUGUAAUGAAUACGGACUUAAUAACCGUCCGUUGGUGUCCUGAAUGCAAAAAAAGAAGCGAAAAGUUUUUAGCUUUUUAUAACUUUUCUUUCUUCUCUCUUUCUCUCUCUCUGUUUCUUUCAUGAGGGUUAAGCCUAGUGUUUAGCGCGUGAAGGGCUUUUUUUUUUCUUCCUCUGCUUCUUCUUCUUCUUGUAUCUUCAUCUGGGUUUCUUCAAUGGCGAAUGUAGAUGGAGAUGAUUCCAGAAGUUCUUCCCCAAGUACUUAUCAGGAUCAGCUAUAUACAGAGCUGUGGAAAGCUUGUGCAGGUCCAUUAGUGGAUGUUCCUCUUACUAGAGAAAGAGUUUUCUACUUCCCUCAGGGUCACAUGGAACAACUUGUGGCCUCAACUAAUCAAGGAAUUGAAUCAGAGAAAAUACCUGAUUUUAAACUUCCUCCCAAGAUACUCUGCCAAGUUCUUAAUGUGACGUUAAAGGCGGAGCAUGAAACAGAUGAAGUUUACGCUCAGAUCACAUUGAAACCAGAGGAAGAUCAAAGUGAACCCACGAGUCUUGAUCAACCUAUUGUUGAACCUGCAAAGCAAAUGUUCCACUCGUUUGUAAAGAUUCUAACAGCUUCAGACACAAGCACUCAUGGUGGUUUCUCUGUUCUUCGUAAACACGCCACUGAAUGCUUGCCUCCCUUGGACAUGACACAAGCUAUUCCUACUCAGGAACUUGUGACUAGAGAUCUUCAUGGGUUUGAGUGGAGGUUUAAGCAUAUUUUCAGAGGACAACCUAGGAGACAUUUGCUUACUACAGGUUGGAGUACAUUUGUUUCCUCAAAAAGACUUGUAGCUGGAGAUGCUUUUGUGUUCUUGAGGGGUGAGAAUGGGGAUUUGAGAGUUGGAGUGAGGCGUUUAGCUAGGCAUCAGAACACGAUGCCUGCUUCGGUUAUCUCGAGUCAGAGCAUGCAUUUGGGAGUCCUGGCUACAGCUUCUCAUGCUGUAAACACCCAAACAAUGUUUCUUGUGUUUUACAAGCCUAGGAUAAGCCAAUUCAUAGUAGGAGUGAACAAGUACAUAGAGGCCAUGAAGCAUGGUUUUUCUCUUGGUACAAGGUUCAGAAUGAGAUUUGAAGGAGAAGAGUCUCCUGAGAGAAUAUUUACUGGUACUAUUGUGGGAGUUGGAGAUCUAUCUUCACAAUGGCCAGCUUCUACAUGGAGAUCAUUGCAGGUCCAAUGGGAUGAGCCAACAACAGUUCAGAGACCAGACAAAGUCUCACCAUGGGAGAUUGAGCCGUUCUUGCCAUCUUCCCCAGUUUCAGCACCUGCUCAACAAUCACAACCCAAAAGCAAGCGGUCAAAACCCAUUGAAUCAUCGGUUUUGAGUCCAGGUCAAGCUAGUUUCUUCCCUCAGAGCCAAGAUCCCACCAAAGCAUCCCUUAAACAGUUCCAAGCUGAAGCUCUUCCUCCUCCUCUUCCUCCUCCUCCCGCUAGUUGUAGCUAUAGGUUGUUUGGAUUUGAUCUCACAAGCAAUCCUCCUGCUCCAAUACCUCCAGACAAGCAACCGGUAGAUACUUGCGGAGCUGCCAAGUGUCAAGACCCCAUCACUCCAACCUCAGCUAAUGAGCCAAAGAAGCAACAAACAUCACGGACUCGAACCAAAGUGCAAAUGCAAGGGAUAGCUGUUGGUCGUGCGGUUGAUUUAACGCUGUUGAAAUCAUAUGAUGAACUAAUUAAGGAGCUUGAGGAGAUGUUUGAGAUUCAAGGACAGCUUCUUCCUCGAGACAAAUGGAUCGUUGUCUUCACAGAUGAUGAAGGUGACAUGAUGCUCGCCGGAGAUGAUCCUUGGAAUGAGUUUUGCAAGAUGGCGAAGAAGAUAUUUAUAUAUUCGAGCGAUGAGGUUAAGAAAAUGACGAGGAGGAUGAAGAGUUGUUCGUCGUUAGAGAAUGAAGUAAGCAUGGAUUAAUAAUCGUCAUUAUGAAGUGAUUAAUCGGUCAUUAGGUGUGAGAGAUUUAGCUGUUGUUAAUUAAUGUUAUUCGGCGACCUGGUUUUAGUUAACUCUGGUCGCAAGGUUCUGUCUCUAAAGACUCAAGAUUUUCACUCUUGUGUAUAUAUAAAGUCUUUCAUGGUG